This is a messenger RNA of Sphaerodactylus townsendi, 5373 nucleotides long. It is a transcript of the gene HPS6, whose product is annotated as HPS6 biogenesis of lysosomal organelles complex 2 subunit 3. Bases 772 to 3249 code for a protein of 825 amino acids. NCBI's taxonomy places the organism in Eukaryota, Metazoa, Chordata, Lepidosauria, Squamata, Sphaerodactylidae. Gene Ontology annotation, cellular component: lysosomal membrane; BLOC-2 complex. The record is from RefSeq and is a predicted model, not a curated record. The transcript has a single exon. Gene Ontology annotation, biological process: melanocyte differentiation; lysosome localization; protein localization to membrane.
AAGCGGGCCAGCCAGGGCGGGUUCGCCGCUCUCCUGCAGCGAUUCCGCGUAUCGAAGAGGCUGCUGCUCGGCCGAGGUGGGCCACAGGGGUUAACCUUCUCCGGCAGGGCGGAAGCAAAAGACCUGCUGCCCGCGAUUCGGGGCUGAGGCCGCCGCGGUAGUGGGAGGGGAGCGGCUCUGCCCGGAAAUUAAGGGCCUCGUGAUUGCUAAGGCGUUGCUGGUGUUUGGAAGCGGAGGGAGAGGAAAGGUUUUGCCGCCCGGACGGGGAGAGCGCUUGCCUUGCGGAGACUGAACUGCAGCUCAGGGCACGGCCUUGUCCAGGAAAAGCCGUUGCAAGUCCUCCGGCGUGCUGCACGAGCAAGAAAAGGGAAGCUCGCUGGCUGGAUUUGGGCAGCGGAGAACAGGACGCUGAAUCAGUCGCGGGGAGCCCAGGCGUAGUAGGAAGAGCGGACCCCGGCAGACCAGAGGAACCGGGCAGUAGCGGGCAUACAUGCUACCAACGUAGGGAGGAUGGGGCGCUUGAUCUCCAGCGACCGGUACUGCCGGGGCCCCGAGGAAAAAGUUCGCGCGGUAUAUUGCAUGUAUACGUAGAGUAUAUGUAGAGCAGUGGCCAAAGACAGCAAUCGGGGACUCAUCGCUCUGCUAGUAGAGGUAGAGUAGCCCCGCCACGGGCCUGACGAACUUGUGAGCAGCCCGAGGUUGCAGCUGCUGUGGCGGGGCCCCCUCUAACUCCUUUCCCAUGUGGUUGGCAUCGCUUCUGGACGCCCCGAAAUGAAGCGAGCCGCAGAUGUGCGGCAAGUCUCGGAUUGGAGCGAUUUUGUCCGCGGCCGCUGCCUGCGGGAGCUGCUAGACCAGCGCCGUCCGGACAAGGCUCCCAGCCGCAUCUUAGCUAGCCCCGACGGACAACAUCUGUUCCUGCUGUGGAACCGGCCGGCCUCCCCGGCUCGAGUCGUGGCCUUUCAGCGCCUUGGCACCGAAGGAGGCGAUUUCGAGAGGAGCUGGCAGCAGCCUGUGGUUGGGCUCCUUUUCCUGGAAAGCUCCCCCGGGGCAGUUUUCUGGGUGCUGGCUAUCAUCUGGGAGCAAGGCAGGACUGAACUCUGGCGCUUCAUGCCUGCGAUCGGGUGGCGUUUGCUGCAGAGUUUGGAGCUGUGCUGUGGAGCCCGGGCCCGCAUCGUCUCCAUCUGCAACGCGGGUAGCCGUCUAGUGUGGUGCGAGGAGAGGCCACCUCUAAACAGCCAGCUCACCCCAGAGAAGAGAGCCUUCAGGUACUGCAUCUGCACUGGACACCUUCAGAUUGGUGAGAAUGGUGCCCAGCUCAGCCCCCUGCAGAUUGUCUUACACAACAGCCCUGCUUUCCAAGUGCUGGCCUCAUCCUCUGGUGUGUUUCUGGUGCCCGCCCCAGCCACUUUCGCUGGUGUGGCCAAGUGUGUUCUUAUAUGGCGACCAGACAAUGCUGACAUUGUUAUUGCUGCUCCAUCCAGAGGAUGCAUUUCCACUAAAGUGUUGCACCCUGGCAGGAAAGUUGACUAUAAGAAGCUCAUCUUGGGAUAUGUGGGAAUUUUGGCAUCCAUGGAGAUUUUGAGUAUUCACAGCUGUGGCCUCUCAAGUAGCAAAGGGCUCCUCCUUGUCACCAGCUCAGGCACUGUGGACUUGGUUCAACCUAAUGGACUGUGGAGGCCUGUCUUUGACUUUGGAGAAAGUGCCUUGGAAGCCCCAGGGGAGAGGGUCCAAUUAAAAGUAUUUGGGGACACGCUUGCUUACUUACUGGGAGGCGUUCUUUGUCUUGUAGACUUGAACAGUAGACAGCUGCUGGAAAAGAAACUCCUGAGCACAGAAAUGCGUUUCUUGGAUUUUCAUUCAGAGGAGGAAGAAGCAACAGUGGUGCAGCUUCUUGCCCCAGAUGGCAUUUACCACCUUGACUUCUCUGGGACUGACAAAGACAGCCAACCUGAGCCUACCCUGGUGGAGGUGGUCUUUGAAGAGGCCUGCAAGUACUAUCAGCGGCGGAGUCUUAGCAGCUCCCAACUCACUGUGGAGAAAUUAAAGGGGGGCAUGUUUCAGGCUCCCAUUGCUCUCUCCACCAUUCUGUGCCAUAGCCUUGCUUCAAAGGAUAAGAGGACUGGGGCCCUCCCAGAGCCUUAUGUCAAGCUUUUGAGCACAAUGCAGUUAGAGUUGCAAAGCUACCAGAACCUGGAAUUCCUGAAGUCUUGUGUGGUUGGGGCCACCGAAAGCGAGGUGGACUGCUAUGGGGAGGAGCUGAUAGAACAGGAACUUAACCGUCUUCUGCGCUUGGAUGUAAACAGAGAAAACCUGGCUUACAUGAACACCAUCUUCAAUUCCUUCCCUGUGGCCUUCUGGAAGGCUAUCCAGAAUCAUCUGCAACUGCAGCAGAAUGGUGAGGGCCUCUUGGUAGCCAGAGCCACCCCAGAUGUGUGGAAGAAAAUUCUGGGAGGGGUUGUGCCCGGCCUGUGCAAGCAAGAGGCCUCUCUGAAUGGGGUGGUCCCGCUCUUUGAACUCAUCUGUCUUUCUCUUUAUCAGUUCAAGCCUAAAUGGCUGCCGAGGUUUGUGGAGCUGUCCCAGCAGUAUGUGGGUACUUCCUGGGUGUACAACAAGGAGGGCCCUGAAGGUGGCGUGCCCCUUUAUAAGAGAGCACUAGCCUUGCUGACAAGGAAGAGUAGCUGCUCUGUGGUCUAUCCGGACAUGGAGAUUGAACUCCUUCUGUGCAGCCAGCGGCCCAAAGCUAUCCUGCAGGCCAUGGACCUCCUUAUCAGUCACAGGAGAUGGCCGUGCGUGAUGGAUGCAGCUGAGAAAUUCUCUAGGUUAAGCCCUUUGCUAAACAAAGAGAUUUUUAUUGUCCUCUUGGGACAGUUUGCCCAGCACAGGGCACUGGACCCUUAUUUGGACACGUUAUGGGAGCUCUGCCCUGCAGAUCUGAGUGCUUCUGACAUACUAAGCAUUAUUCAACAGCAUUUACCCCCAACAGAACUUGACCCCCCACCAUUUCCCCCAGAUGGGUCACCACAACUGACUGUUGGCUUGCUCAAGCCACUGUUGCACCGACUGGCGUGUUGCUCAGCUGGCCACGAUGAAAUCUAUGCUGAUGUCUUACAAGGGCCUGCUUUUCCUCCUCCAACCCCACCUAGGCAACAGCGAGUUGCUCCUAAGACAGCUGCUGUUCAGGAGGAGCAUCUGCAAAGAACUGAGUCCUUUCACAAUCACACGCAAGGCACAUUAUUUGAGGAGGUGUGAAGUUGGGACAAAGUUGGGGUGGGCAAAACUGUGUCUGAUGCAAUCGUUCCUGGGCAAAUUAGGUUCCGCAGCAUGUGCAUUCCACUUAAGGCCUGCAUUGCCCAGAUGUCCUUGCCAUAGUGGGCAGCAAGCCCUAACACCUUUGGAACUGCCAGCAGGUAUAUCUGGAAGUCUACAAAGCUGCUCUUAUGGCAAGGUUUGGAGGGUCUGGGUACCUUAAAUAAGAGUGAAUUUACAUACAAGAGAACCACAUCACUGCUUAUAUAUCAAAGUGACAUAAAGAUCUACUUUGGAUGUGUUCUCAGCCUUUCAUUAAUAAUGCUGGUGCAGUUUUUAAUCUCCUUGUAUAUUUUGGCAGAUAUAAAUUCAUAUUAAUACAUAAUAUUUGCACAUUGAGCCCAGUAACAUGGGGAAAUUGCUUGGCUAACUCGAUUGAAGGCAUGUUUUGAAACCCACAUUACUAUGCAUUAGUGUCUGCAAUUUGUUUUCUUAGUGCAGGGAUUGUGCGGUGCCAGCUAAUUGGGGGCAAAGUUUUACUGGCCAGGAGUGUUUCGUAAAAUGAAAGUUUGAAACUCCCUGAUGAAGAGCAUGUGAGUUGUCUACUUUCCUGGCUGGAAACUUGUGUCUUACCACAGCCUGUGCUUGAAUGUGCAGUGUUAAUGUUAGACAGGGCUGUUUCCACUGUGCCGAUAUGUAUAAGCAUAUCUUUGUCCCUAAUGGUGGCCUUAUUCUUUUUCCUUUUUGAAAAAUGCAUCUAUCAGUUUUGGGGGACCCUGCAUCUGUGCCUUGCAGAGGAGUGCAAUUUUGGGGGACCCUGCAUCUUUGCAGAGGAGUGUAGUUGGUGCCUAUUUAUUUAAGGGUUGGGCUACUACUACUCUUUUGCUGGAAAAGGAAGAAUGGAGUUUGUGUGUAAAUGUGAUCAUGUUCAGUCCUUCAUGCCUGUCAGCAGCUCACAGUUCCCUGUUCUAUUGGGGUGGAAGAGAUCCUAUUACAUCUUCAUAUAGCUAGUGAAAGUGAAAGUUUAACCACUAUAGUUUUCCCCCAUGGGUGUGAAAAUGGAAUCUGGGGAUUUAAACAAUUAAUAAGCAGCAAUAUUUUCUUCUUUUUAUAGGUAAGAGAAAAAACUUUUUAAUCUAAUUAAGUCAUUGGCAUUUAUUUUAAAGGGCGAAGCCUCCCCAAUGUGUUUCUAAAUAGGGAAAUGGUUUGAUUACAAGGAAACCACUGUGUACUUCAGUUCUCUCUGUUUGAGGGAAGUGUUUAUUAUCUGCCCUGGAGUGUGGAACAGGACUGAGAGGCUUUGCUUUUCUCAGGACUUCCUGGGUUCUUUGGGGAGACACAGUCAGGAACUGUUAUAUUCUAGGCUGCUUUUUGUUUUAAUCUCUCCCUGGUUUGCUGACUUUGUUCAGUAAUUGUUUAUUAUGGAAUAGUUCUUGGUCAGACAAGGCUCUGACUCAAUAUAGAGCUGCCUAGAUUGCAAGAAAAUCAACCAGCCUGCACCUCCUGUAACAUCACAGUAAAGUGGAUACGUCCUGUGCUGAGUGACUUCUUUUCCUCGUUGCUUUGGGUUCCCCCACCCCCUCUGGCAGGGGGAGAGACAGGGUAAUUAGCACAACACAGAGAACGUUCUGAUCCUCAUUCCACUUUAUUUCUAACCACUGUAAUAAUUAGGAAGGGUUUGGUCAUACAUGAUACCAUGGUGAGUAUCUAAGAUGUAUCUUACAAUGGUGAAUAAGCUACCUUUUGAGCCCUCUGCAGUGAAACAGCACAAGUGUCUGGCUUAUGCAUAUAUACUGUCUGUAUCUCAUGCUAUUUGCUGAUGUUCAUAGUCAAUCUGCACAUUCUCAGAGAACCCCACAGAUUCCCUUAGCCUAGAGUCCAGUGUUUGGUGGGCUUUCUUUACCUGAAAUAAACCAUCUUUUGGAUUCAACUCUAAGAGGAGGGCGUAGGGAGCCAAAGUCUGAGAACUUACUUUCUUUUCCUAACUGUGCACAUAUUUCAUUAUCUUUCUCUCUGUGCAACAGUAAUGGGGCUCUGGGCUUCAUAAGGGUUGGGAACUCCUGAUUACAGCAGAAGCUGUGGUUAUCUGUGUGAGAAACUGUCCAUAUGAUUUCCUGAUUGUCCAGA